Messenger RNA from Trypanosoma theileri, 983 nucleotides. RefSeq lists its product as uncharacterized. The annotation marks the transcript as partial. The record is from RefSeq and is a predicted model, not a curated record. NCBI's taxonomy places the organism in Eukaryota, Euglenozoa, Kinetoplastea, Trypanosomatida, Trypanosomatidae. The transcript has a single exon.
AUGGUUCUGCGCCGUGUGUUGUGUUUAUUGUCUUUGCUUCUUAGUAUUGCCUGUGUAUGUGUGAUGGCUGAAGAGGCUGAAUCAACCGUACUUUCUCCUCCUGUUCGAACUGAUCCUGCUGUUAGUUCUUCAUGCCCUCCUGGAGGUGCUGCAGAUUCUGGUUGUACCGUUGAAUCUACAGAGGUUCAUACUUCUGGUGGAGUAGGUGGAACAGGAGCUUCUGGAGGAAUUGUUGGUACUAAAGUCGUCGUUAAAGAAGAAGAUCCUGGUGAUGGCGAUAAGUCCCUCGGUAAAUCAAAAGUAGAUCAUGAAGUAGAAAGUGUACAAGAAUUGACAGGUUCACCAGGGGGACUUCAACAAAACAUGCAAGCCACGAUGAAUCAAGAAAAAGGACCUCUGCUGCCACAACCUUCUGCAAAACAACUAUCUCCUGAAAGGGAAAAAGGUCCAGCUGGAACUCAAGUCCCUCCACAAUCCCCAAGUGUAGCAAUAAGUGCUCCUUCUUCUCCUCAAGCAUCCAAUUCAUUACAACCUUCUACAACAGAAGUAGUGGAUGGCGUAUCUUCGUUAGAAAGUAAGAAUGAGAAAAGUGACAAUGGUGAUGGUGAAGGGGCGGCGGUUUCACAGGCUCAACAGCAAGUAGCUGAGAGAUCAGGAGCAGAAACUCAACCUGGAUCCACUUCUGACAAUCAACAGAAUGCAGUUGACUCUCGUACUUCACAGAACUCCAAUGCCCAAAGUGUGGUUCAUGAGUCUGAAAAUGCACAGAGCACUACCAACGAAAAUGGUUCAGAAGGUACACAAGAUGCAGGCAGCAAUAAUACUGCACAGUCUAAAGAAAGUACAGACACACAAUCUGAACCUGAGAAUGCCACUACACCGAAUAAUAAGGAAUCAACCACCACCACCACCACCACAACAACAACAACUCUUCCUCCUGAACCCACAAACAACAAGAAGGGUGAUGCAGACAGCAGCAGCAG